AAAUUGUACGGGAACUCAUGUUUUAUUAUGGCAUGCAAUCAACUUCUCCGAAAUGAGGCUACCUCGGUGGCGUAGGCGGCCAACAUAAACGAGGGCACAACCUUCGACAGGAAACACUUGCUCGUCUUCACAAAGUUGGAAGAACCUACUAAAAUAGAGCGGUAUUCCCCAGCUACACCCAGUCGAAAACAUUACCUAAGUAACAUCAACAACAUCAAUACUAUAGAUUGUUGACAUGGCUUGCGAAGUCUCGCAAGAUGACCAGAUUGGAGAAGCACUCUUAAUCGGGGUGGUAAGAGACGAGGUGAUGAGCGUAGCAGCCGAGGUUCCAACAGCUUUUCCCGAAACUGGACCAAUAAGCAACAGCCAGGACCAGAAGCUUGUUGAGCAGCUGGCGAAGACCAUCAAAGUGAUCGGCGACAGACUCGAUCAGGAUAAAGCAUUCAACGACAUGAUUGAUGGCUUAGUCAAAGUGGCUGAUAAGAAAAGUUUCUGGGAACUUGUGGAAAAGGUUUUCACAGAUGGCCAGAUCAACUGGGGAAGAAUUAUAGUGCUGUUCUAUUCAGUUGGAAAACUGUCUGCAAAGAUGGUCCUUGCACACUUACCCACAAUUGUUUCAGACAUUUUGAACUUAUGUCUGGAUUACUUUAGGAGGCAUCUAUUGGAAUGGAUUCUCAAAAUGGGAGGAUGGAUGAACAGUAUCCCCGCGCUGGCCUGUUUCUCCUUUGAGCAAUUUUCUGGUUCUUCACUUAGUAAAUAUUCUUCCUAUUUUGGAGCCGCGUUAGCCUUCAUUGGUGGCCUACUGCUGGGUGGCUUCAUCGUCUUGAAAUUUCCAAGAAAAAGCUAUGGCACUGACGUGAAGGCAGAGGACACACGGCAGAUAGAUACAGUUUCAUUGUGCUUUGUGAAGCGGCCAUCGAGUUCAGGAUCAAGGAGGAAAGAGCCCGUUGCAGGAAACUCGCUAAUGGAAUUAGAUUACCAGUUUUCAGAAAGCCUUGUACUUAGGUCAGUGAAGGACCAGGUUCAGAGAGCGGGAAUAUGCGCGCCGUCUCUUCCUGCACCGCAGCCAAUGAGCGCUGAGCGGGAGCAGUUCCUGGACCAGAUGGCCGUCCUUAUCAGAGUCAUCGGAGACUCUCUCGAUCGAGAGCCGCGAUUCAACGACAUGGUUGAUGGGUUUGCACGUGUGGCGAAUAAACCAAGUUUCGAGAUGCUUGUAGACAAAGUGUUUGUCGAUGACAUCACCUGGGGGAAAAUUGUCACUCUGAUCUGUGUUGUUGGGAAAUCCAUUGCAAAGAUUCUUGCUGAUUUUGUCUCAGGUGUUGUGUCUUGGACACUGGAUUACUUCAGGAAUAACCUACUGAACUGGAUCUGCAGUAGGGGAGGAUGGAUUAACAGUAUCUCUUCCUUGGCUCACUACUCUGUUGAGCAAGAUUUCGGUUCCUCAUCCAGCCCGAUCUCCCUCUCCUGUGGAGUCUUCUUCAUCUGUGGAGUACUGCUGGGAGGCGUCAUAGUCUGGAGACUAAAGAGAGCUGCUUGAGGAGGGUCAGUGGAGGACUGAUUAAGUGAGAAACGGAGAAAUGCAGGGAUUUAUAAUUGCAACGGACCAAAUAUUAAGAGGUUUUGACUAAGUAAAAGAAGGUAUGCAAUAUCAUGCAUAGUAAGAAUGUGUAAAACAUCAUUAUUUCUUUGUUUUUUACAUUUCUGGCAUAUUUCAGUCCACGUGGAAGGAUAAAAUAAAUCCAAAAUUGGGGGAGUAUGGCAAGCAGUAGCAGGACUUGAAAUGUCAUAGGUGCUGUGACUGUUCACUGUGAUUGUUACUAACCUCUACCUCUUCUAUAAAAUUUAUAUUAAAAGUGUAUAAAUAACCUUGCGAGACCUUGAUUGUGGACUAAAAAUACCAUGUGCAAAAAUGUAAUUGUUACAUUCGAAAUGUAAAUGCGCCUCUUAAACAAGCCUAAUAUCUCAAACGAGAAUGUCACGUGUUGUUAUCUUACUGAGUACACACACACAUAUCGAGGGCUGAGAACCAGAAGGGCGUAAGUAACAUUUUUGGUGAAAUGGAGAUAGAUAUAUCAAAAGCUCUUAAUGAGCUCUUUCUGGCAAGAGUACUGUCAUCCAUGAGUGUACAAAUUUGUAUGAUAAAAAACUUAAAUCCGCACACAAAGUAUAUUAUGUGAGAAAAAACCUUUAUCUUGGAUGCGAUUAAUCGCAAUUAAUCUUUUGACAGCACUGAAAAUAGAAGUUGUUGUGGUGCUGUCCUGGAUUUUAUGUCAGCGUCCCACUCCCUGCAGUUCUUCUCCAUGCCUCUAGAGACCCCUGUGUUCCCCCCUGCCUCAGUUCUUCCUCGUGUGUCCUUGUUUAGUGAGAUCUAGUUCACCUGUGCCUUGUUUCCCAUUGGGUUUCACUCGAUUUUUGAGUCAUUACUGUGAGUUUCUGCCUUGUGUUACCUAGUCCAUCAAGCUACCUCUAGUAAGUUGUUCGGGUAUUUUUUUUAUUUUGUGCAGUUUACUGGUUUUGUUUUCUCCCCCCACCUCAACAUGUGUUGUUAAAAGCGCUAUAUAAAUAAAAAUGAUUGAUUUGAUUGAA
This is a messenger RNA of Puntigrus tetrazona (Sumatra barb), 2586 nucleotides long. It is a transcript of the gene baxb, whose product is annotated as BCL2 associated X, apoptosis regulator b. Gene Ontology annotation, molecular function: channel activity; protein heterodimerization activity; protein homodimerization activity. Gene Ontology annotation, cellular component: mitochondrial outer membrane. The record is from RefSeq and is a predicted model, not a curated record. Lineage: Eukaryota; Metazoa; Chordata; Actinopteri; Cypriniformes; Cyprinidae. The coding region runs from base 236 to 1537 and encodes 433 amino acids. The transcript has 12 exons. Gene Ontology annotation, biological process: intrinsic apoptotic signaling pathway in response to DNA damage; mitochondrial fusion; release of cytochrome c from mitochondria.